AAGGCAAAAUGCUAGGCUUAAUUUUGGUUACACACACGGAGCAAAAAAAAAUAUAAAUAUCUUUUCUGUCGCGUAAGCCCUCUUUUGGUUCUUUAUAUUUUUCUUUAUUUUUGUUCUGCUGCCAUUUUACAUAUAUAUUUUUACAUAAACACACACAUUCUGUUCUUCUUAUCCUUCUCUUUUUCAGAUAAGCGUAUCAGAAUUUAGCAUGUCCAACUCGGCAGCAGACUUGUUUGACGACGAGUCCGACGAUAAUAACAACCAGUACUCCGAUGAGGAGGAGGUGAGCUCGCAGAGGCGGUCGGAUACGCGCAAAGCGUCGCGGUACAGCGACGACGACGAGGAUGAGGAUGACGAAGAUGAAGACGAAGACGAGGUGUACAAUGGCAAGCGCGGCAGCACCAGCGCAGCAAUAUCAAAGCGGGGUGGCAAGCGCAGAAAGCGCACGCGCACGCACAACUUCCUCGAUAUCGAGGCCAGCGUCGACACGGAUGAGGAGGAGGAGGAUGACGAGGACGGGGCACUGGGCGACUUCAUCGUCGACAACGAGGCGGAACUGGCGUCGGCCGAGCAGGACGCGCUCCGGCAUCGCAGUGCGGCGCGCUCAGCGGUAUUCCACGACGACGAAACGUUGGACGCUGAUGCGAUCGAGGCGCAGCUACGCGAGAGGUACAGCGGCUACGGGCGCGCGUCGAUGAAGGCGCCGGGGCCGCGCACGGGCGGCGAUGGUGAGUGGACGCCGGCGCGGCUGCUGAUCCCUGGAAUCAGUGACCCGCACCUGUGGAUGGCACGGUGCGUGCCGGGCAAGGAGCGCGACGUGGUGUUUGCGGCGGCACGGCGCGUCUUCCAGUGGGCGUCGUCGGGCAAGUUCAACGGCGUGUAUUCGGUGUUCAGCCGUGACGGGCUGAGCGGCUACGUGUACGUCGAGGCGCGCAACCUAGCAGACGCGCAGGCGGCGCUGGAGGGCAUCUCGGGCGCGUUCGCAUUCCGCAUGACGCUGGUGCCGAUCGACGACAUGGUCGACGUCGUCAAGAUCAAGGCACAGCAGUCGCGCCUCAACCCCGGUGCCUGGGUGCGCGUCAAGCGUGGCAACUACGCCGGCGACCUGGCGCAGGUCGUUGCGGUCAUCGAGGCGUCUGAGGCUGUUGAGGUGCGGCUGCUGCCGCGCAUCGACUACGCGCACGAGGGCCGUGCAGCCAAGGGCGCGCGCCCUGCGCCGCGGCUGUUCAGUGUCGAGGAGGCGCAGCGCGCCGACCCGCGCGGGCUGUCGUCACGGCAGAACGAGAUCCUGUGGCGCGGCGACCGCUUCGUUGGCGGCUACCUGCACAAGGACAUGCGCGUGGCGUCGCUCCAGACAGCCGACGUCAGCCCGACGCUCGACGAGAUCGCGCGUUUUGCGGCCGGCGACGCCGGCGAGGACGGUGACGAGCAGGCGGCCAUCGCUGCGCUGGCGUCGCAAGCAGCAGCAGCGUCGCUGGACCUAUCGGGUGUUGCGGCCAGCGGGAACUUUCAGCCUGGUGAUGUCGUAGAGGUGGUCGACGGCGACCUGGCCGGAGUUGUCGGCACUGUGCGUAGCGUCGACGGCGACGGCACCGUGCGCGUGGCGCCCGAGCUGGGUGGGCUGCGGCGCGGCGCCGUUAUGGGCUUCCCGGUGCGCCAACUGCGCAAGCGCUUCCGCACAGGUGACCACGUUCAGGUACAGGCCGGGCGGUUGCGCGGCGCCACAGGUAUGGUGCUGGCCGUGGCCGACGCCGUCGUCACUGUGUACACGGACGUCGACAAGGCGGAAAUCCGCGUGCUGUCCAAAGACUUGCGUGUGUCCAGCGACGUGGCCAGCGCGGCGCUGGGCGCUCCAGGUGCGCAGGGCCGCGGCGGCAUCCAGGUGCAUGACCUAGUACAGCUGGACGCCGGCCAGGUCGCCGUGGUGCUGACGGCCGCGCGCGACACCGUGACUGUGCUGGACGACCGCGGCGAACCCCGCACUCUGCCGCUGACGGCCGUGCGUGCGGCGCGCGGCGGUUUUGAGCGCAGCGGCGUCGACUUCAACGGCGCGGCGCUGCGGCGCGGCGACCAUGUGCGUGAGGUUGGCGGCCAGCAGCGCUCCGGCUCAGUGCUACAGGUGACGCGGUUCGCGACCUUUGUGCUGCCGCGCGACGCGCCGGCCGACGCGGUCUUUGCCGUGCGCACGCGUCAGCUGGAGUCCCUGAGCGCGCGUGCGACCGCGGCACUGGAGCCAUACGCGACGCGCGUCGACCGGACGGCGCCUGGUGUGCGUGGCCGCGGUCGUGGCGGUGCUGCGGUACGUGGCGGGCGCGUGGGCGCGCUGCGCGGGCGCGACCCGCUGGUGGGCAAGACCGUGGUGGCCACGCGUGGCCCGUACAAGGGCUACGUGGGCAUAGUCAAGGACGCGGCGGCGACGUCGGCGCGUGUUGAGCUGCACACCAGCGCGCGCGUCGUUAACAUUGACAAGGACAAACUAGCUGUGCGCCUGCCGUCGGGCGACACUGUGCCGGCGGUUGACUUUGCCACCAGCUCGGGCGGUGGCGGUGGCGGUGGCGGGCGGCCACCGCCUGCUGCUGCUGUCACGUCAUCGUCGGGCGGCGGGUGGGGAGCGCCGUCUGCGCGCGGCAGCAGCGGCGGGUACAAUGCACCGUCGUCUGGUGCCGGCGGCUGGGAUGUCGGUGGCUCGUCGUCGGCUGGCGGCUGGGACGCUGCACCCGCGUCAUCAAAUUCUGGCGGCGGCGGCUGGGGCGCUGCGCCCGCGUCGUCAAAUUCUGGCGGCUGGGCGACUGGCGGCUCUGCUGCUACGCCCUCUUCAGGCUCUGGUGGCGGCGGCGGUUGGGACAUGGGCACAGCUGCGGCGGCCACCACUCCCGGCGCGUCGUCCAACUGGGGCACGCCCGCUGCGGCGCCGUCAAACUGGGCAACGCCGGCUGCCGGCUCCAGCACGGCGCCCUCUAACUGGGGCACACCGGCGCCACUCACGCCCGGAGCGCUCCCGCAGACCCCGGGCGGCCCAUACGAGACGCCUAGCUACUACGACGCACCCACGCCUGCGGCUGCGCCAUCCACCAACGACGACAGCAGCAAUGGCAAUAGCGGCGGUGGCUUUUUCAGCUGGGCGGUGCCGCGUGUCCUUGUAGAGUUGGGCUCGUCCGGCCAGCAGCGUGCGACCAUCCGCGAGAUCUCCACGGACCGCGCGUCGGCCACGCUGGUGUUGGAGCAUGGCGGGUCCCAGCGUGUUGACCGUGCGUCUGUGGCGCGCAUGGAUGUGCGGCCUGUGCGCGCGGAGAAGCGCGACCGCGUGGUUGUUAUUCGUGGAUCGCGCCGCGGCGCUCUCGGCACUAUGGUUGGCCGCGACGGCUCCGAGGCGUUCUUCCAGCCCGAUGGCGACUCUUCAUGGCACUCGGAGCCGCUGCGCAACCUGGCGGUGUACAGCGACAAGUACUGAAAAGAAAGAGAGCGCUUGAAAUACCAUUCUAAAUAAUCACAAUCUUUAAAUAAAAGU
Kickxella alabastrina is the source of this 3508-nucleotide messenger RNA. RefSeq lists its product as uncharacterized. Lineage: Eukaryota; Fungi; Kickxellomycota; Kickxellomycetes; Kickxellales; Kickxellaceae. Gene Ontology annotation, cellular component: DSIF complex. The transcript has a single exon. Gene Ontology annotation, biological process: regulation of transcription by RNA polymerase II; regulation of DNA-templated transcription elongation; transcription elongation by RNA polymerase II. The record is from RefSeq and is a predicted model, not a curated record. The coding region runs from base 209 to 3451 and encodes 1080 amino acids. Gene Ontology annotation, molecular function: mRNA binding.